UCAGCCGGGCUGCCUCAUGGUCCCCGAAGCCGUGCGCCGGGCGGAGGCUCCUGCGGCCGCUGGGCCCACGGGGAUGCCCCGCGGGUGAGGCGGCCCCCAGCCUCCAGCCGCGCUCAUGGCGGUGGCCAGGAAGAUCAAAACUUUGCUGACGGUCAACAUCCUGGUGUUCGUGGGCAUCGUCGUCUUCUCCGCCUACUGCCGCCUGCAGGGCCGCUCCGAGCGGCGGGUGCAGGUCGUGCGCGGCGCCGACCACCGGGUGCGCGGCCGGCCGGCCCAGGGGGGCGCGCUGGCCGACCGCGAAGCCAUCCUGCAGCGCCUGGCCCACCUGGAGGAGGUGGUCUACAACCAGCUGAACGGCCUCGCCAAGCCCAUCGGCCUGGUGGAGGGGCCCGGGGGCCUGGGCCAGGGCGGCGUGGCGGCCACGCUGCGCGAGGACAGCCAGGAGCCGGAGAGCAAAUACGAGGAGUACGGGUACAACGCGCAGCUCAGCGACCGCAUCUCCCUGGACCGGAGCAUCCCGGACUACAGGCCCCAAAAGUGCAGACAGAUGACACACGCCACCGACCUGCCCCAGAUCUCCGUGGUGUUCAUCUUUGUCAAUGAGGCCCUCUCUGUCAUCCUGCGCUCUGUGCACAGCGUGGUCAACCGCACACCCUCACGGCUCCUCAAGGAGGUCAUCCUGGUGGACGACAACAGUGACAGUGCAGAGCUCAAGGCCAGUCUGGACCAGUACGUCACCAGGAGGUACCCGGGCCUGGUGAAGAUUGUCCGCAACAGCCGGCGGGAAGGCUUGAUCCGGGCACGGCUGCAGGGCUGGAAGGCGGCCACAGCCCCCGUGGUUGGCUUCUUCGAUGCCCACGUGGAGUUCGGCACCGGCUGGGCGGAGCCCGCACUCACCCGGAUCCAGGAGGACCGCAGGCGCAUCGUGCUGCCGGCCAUCGACAACAUCAAGUACGACACGUUCGAGGUGCAGCAGUACGCCAGCGCGGCCCACGGCUACAACUGGGGCCUCUGGUGCAUGUACAUCAUCCCCCCCCAGGACUGGCUGGACCGCGGCGACGAGGCGGCGCCCAUCAGGACCCCCGCCAUGAUUGGCUGCUCGUUCGUGGUGGACCGGGAGUACUUUGGGGACAUCGGCCUGCUGGACCCAGGCAUGGAGGUGUACGGCGGAGAGAACAUCGAGCUGGGCAUGAGGGUGUGGCAGUGUGGUGGCAGCAUGGAGGUGCUCCCCUGCUCCCGCGUGGCCCACAUCGAGCGCACCAAGAAGCCCUACAACAACGACAUCGACUACUACGCCAAGCGCAACGCCCUGCGGGCGGCCGAGGUGUGGAUGGACGGCUUCAAGUCCCACGUGUACAUGGCCUGGAACAUCCCCAUGACCAACCCAGGGGUGGACUUCGGGGACGUGUCAGAGCGGCGGGCGCUGCGCCAGAGGCUGAAAUGCCGCAGCUUCAAGUGGUACCUGGAGAACGUGUACCCAGAGAUGCGGACGUACAACGACACCCUCACGUACGGAGAGGUGAGAAACAGCAAAGCCAGUGGCUACUGCCUGGACCAGGGAGCAGAAGACGACGACCACGCGAUCCUGUACCCCUGCCACGGGAUGUCCUCCCAGGGCUGUUGUGUCAACCAAAGUGGAUCGUGUGGGAAGGUGUGUGCGGCAGUGUGGACAGAACCUGGGAGGUGUUGAGUUACCACUGGUUCUUACUGGCUGAGCUCCUCCCAAGUGAUCUUCCGUCCGGGCUCAGCUCAGACUCACCCGGGGGGGACCUCACCAACGUGCACGCCGAUGCCCGGACCCCAGGCCAGCGGCACCAGGCGGCUCGGGGCGGGUCCGGUGAUGCCAUCUGGCCCCAAGCAGAUCCGCUGCUGGUACAGGCAGCGCUUCUGUUUACCGGAAGUUGGUGCUUUCCAGCCAAACCCCAGACUGCUUUCCCCGGACGUCCCCCCGCUCCCGAGUCGGAGCCGUGCUCUUGGCUCUCAGACGUCCGUCCGGGGGAAGCCCGCGGUGACCCGUGCCGGCCCAGGCAGCUGGAAUUCGCCGUGUCCGUGAGGCCGCCCGGCGGUUUGUGGCAGGAGAGAGAGGCGAGGCUGUGACGCCGGAGCGGAGAGCAUGGUGCCCCCGCCUCCUCCCGCAGCCUCGUGCCGGGCCCCCCGCUGGCCUCUCCCGGUGCUUCCGCGCGGCAGCUCGGGUCCAGAGAAGACAGUC
Molecule: messenger RNA, 2209 nt
Organism: Hyaena hyaena (striped hyena)
Lineage: Eukaryota; Metazoa; Chordata; Mammalia; Carnivora; Hyaenidae
Gene: GALNT9
Product: polypeptide N-acetylgalactosaminyltransferase 9
Exons: 10
Coding region: 116-1690 (524 amino acids)
Cellular component (GO): Golgi apparatus
Source: RefSeq, a predicted model, not a curated record